UCUAAUCUCUCUCUCUCUCUCUUUCCAGCCAUAUAAAUACGAUCAACACGAUUCACCUCGGUACCCUGCUCUAGUGUUUGGUAAGUAGUAUCUAGUUAACAACUACGUAGACCACAAAAAGAAAAUCAAUGCUAGAAUCAAAUCCCCCUCUCCUACGGCAUUUUGAAGCGCUUUUGCGCCACCCGGCAGAAAUUCCUGCACUUGAAUGCGAUGAACGGCAAAGUGGAGAAUUCAUGGAGGAAAUCGGCCAGCUGCCACUGAUAGACCUGAACGGUCUAAAAUGUCAUGAUGUGAUGGAGAGGCUAGCUUGCUCUACAAGAAUAUGUAGAGCGUCAUCAGAGUGGGGAUUCUUCCAAGUAAUAAAUCAUGGGAUUAGCUCUGAAUUACUCCGGAAGAUGAAGAGAGAGCAGGUGAAGCUGUUUCAAGCUCCCUUCGAGAUGAAGGUUUCUGGUGGGCUUCUAAAUAAUUCAUAUACAUGGGGAACGACAACAGCUACUUCUCCAAAUCAGUUCUCAUGGUCGGAAGCAUUCCACAUUCCUCUCACAGAGAUUUCGGAAGAAACUUACUAUGGAGAGUACUUCAGCUCUCUAAGGUACAAUCUGAUACUUUCGUUUUCAACGUCUGGCAACAGGGAAGUGAUGAAGGAAUUCGCAGCAGCCAUGUCGAAACUAGCACGAUUACUAGCAGAGAUUCUAUCAGAGAAUUUGGGCAGCCAAAAGGGAGAGCUUGAAGAUCUUUGUGAUGAAAGCACAUGCUUUCUUCGCUUGAAUCGUUAUCCGGCCUGUCAGAUAUCUCCAGAAGUUUUCGGCUUAGUGCCCCACACUGACAGUGAUUUCCUUACAAUACUUUGCCAAGAUCAAGUCGGUGGACUUCAGCUCAAGAAAGGUUCCAAAUGGGUGGCUGUAAAACCUAUCCAAGAUGCACUGCUCGUCAAUAUUGGAGAUCUUUUCCAGGCAUGGAGCAACGAUGUAUAUAAAAGCGUGGAGCACAAGGUGAUGGUUAAUAGGAAGACGGAAAGAUACUCUAUAGCAUACUUCCUUUGCCCUUCCUAUGAUUCUUUGAUUGCCAGUUUUAAAGAACCUUCAAUCUAUAGAAAGUUCACUUUUGGAGAAUACAGGAAAAGAGUUCAAGAGGAUGUCAAAAAAACCGGCUACAAAAUAGGCCUCCAAAGAUUUCUACUUUAGGACCGAUCAUACGGAUAUACGUCCGUACAGUGUCUUAUUUAUGUUGAAGGGAGAAACGUCCUUCGCUACCUAGUCCCAUUAUUUGUACGUUAAAGUUUAUAUAUAUACAUAUAAAGCAAUAAAAGAAAUAUAUUAA
This is a messenger RNA of Carya illinoinensis, 1320 nucleotides long. Its product is annotated as gibberellin 2-beta-dioxygenase 6-like. The record is from RefSeq and is a predicted model, not a curated record. The coding region runs from base 129 to 1184 and encodes 351 amino acids. Lineage: Eukaryota; Viridiplantae; Streptophyta; Magnoliopsida; Fagales; Juglandaceae. The transcript has 3 exons. Gene Ontology annotation, molecular function: dioxygenase activity.